GCCGUUCCACUGUUCGAAGGAAAUUUGCAUGCAAUUUCAAGGCGAAAUUUUACCAGGAAACAAAAUGACAUUACUCGUAAUAUCGGCAUUACUUUUGUCUGUAACUACGUUCUGUACCGCAGAUUGCCCAGAUGGUUUUUCAAAGCAUGGCGGGUCCUGCUACAAGGUUGUGCGAAUAAAAGCUACAUGGGCUGAGAGUGACAUUUAUUGUCAUUCUGCUGGCGCUGACCUUGCCACCAUUGAAACGCCAGAAGAACAGCGUUUCUUAGAGGGACAUCUAGCGACAAAUGCCGGAGCAUAUGACCCACCCCAGUUUUGGAUCGGUGGAAACGAUUUUGCUGAGGAAGGAACUUGGGAAUGGCUCAAAUCAAAGACGCCAAUAAGUGCGCAGAGUUACUCGAACUGGAUAGGCGCGACGUCACCACCCAUCAAUUCGGACGAGAACUGUCUGAUGGUAACCAAAGGGCAACACUAUAAGUGGGAAGACAACAACUGUGACGAUAAAUAUUUCUUCAUCUGCGAAAAAGAUGCCUAUGCAAAUGUCGGCAUCGUCAUAGGAUGAACUAUCCCAGCUCAGCAACACUUCGAUAAUCUGAAAUCAGAUCUGCCAAUAAAAUCAUUAUGAUGGAAAAA
Pecten maximus is the source of this 633-nucleotide messenger RNA. RefSeq names its product perlucin-like. Gene Ontology annotation, biological process: biological process involved in interspecies interaction between organisms. The coding region runs from base 29 to 562 and encodes 177 amino acids. The record is from RefSeq and is a predicted model, not a curated record. Lineage: Eukaryota; Metazoa; Mollusca; Bivalvia; Pectinida; Pectinidae. Gene Ontology annotation, cellular component: external side of plasma membrane. The transcript has 5 exons. Gene Ontology annotation, molecular function: signaling receptor activity; carbohydrate binding.